CAUUCCCACAGGGAACAGCAUCCACGGGUGACAGCAUCCACAGGGAACAGCAUUCCCACAGGGAACAGCAUCCACAGGUGACAGCAUCCUGCUGCCAGCUCCGGCAGGCACAGGCAAACACAGCCUCCCUCAUCCUCCUGCUGCCCCUGGAUCUGUCCCACUGGGGAUGUUUCCAGGACAGCAGCUGGAUCGGGACUGUGCGCUGGGAUUGGUCCCAGAGGAUGUGAUGAAUGUGAGGGGCAGUGCUGCUUUAUGGAGCUGGCUGGCAGGGCUGAAGCCAUGUUCCUUUUUUCCUUAAAAAUCUCUGUAGGAGUCCAGGGAAGGAGUCCAGCUAGGUGGCUGUGGAAUGCAGAGGGGUGUGGGGGGCAGGCUUGGAGGAGCAGUGGGAGCCACUGGAGUGGGAAUGUGGGGACCACAGAAUCCCAGAGUUGAUAGGGUUGGAAGUGACUUCGGAGAGCAGCUAAUCCAACCCAUGGACUUGGAGCAGCAGGAGCCUGGGGAGUGGGAAUGUGGGGAUCAUCCGGAGGCAGGCUCAGAGGAGCAGUGGGACCUGCUGGGCUCUGAGGGAGCGCUCUGGAGGACACAGCUGGACAGCCUUGGCACAGGGAAUGCUGGCCUUGCUGCUGGAUACUGCCCUGGGCUUGGCUCCCUGGCGAGGAGGAUGAGCUGUGACCCCGGAGCCAGGGAGCAUCACACGCUCUCAGCCACGUGGGUUGGCAGCUGUGGGGCCAGGGGACCACAUGGAAAUAGCUUCUCUCCCCUGGGGAAGCUGCCUUGUUGCUUCCAAGAAAAAGGGGAUGUUGUAACCCUCAGCUCCUCACACCAUUUCUUUGUACCCUGGGAUUGUCCUGCUUCCACGCACGCAGGGAUUUUUCCUGGUGCACCUGUGGUUUUGUAAACUUUGUAGGAGAGCUGUUGGGAGGAUUGUGUCCCAUGUUAUCCCAGGUCAUUUUGGGUUAGUUGCAUCAUCCUCCUCACUCUGGUGGGAUGGAAUCACAUCUGGGAAGAAAGAAUUGGGAAACAGGAGGUGACGGCCUGGCUAAACCCUGCAUGGCAGCAGCAGAGGAAUUCCUGGGAUUUGUCCUUCUCCCAGUCUCUGUCAUCCCAGUAGUUCAGAUUUGGCUCCCUGAGGAGCUCACUGGAGCCAGCACCCAGUUCCUACUGAAGCCUGGUGGGAAAGGCUCGGGAUUUUCCAAAGCUGCUGAGAACAGACAUUGCAUGAAAAAUCACUGGGCGUUUGUGCCUGUGCAUCCUGUGGCCCUCCUGGGAACGCCAGCCUCAGGAAAAGCUUGGUCCAGCUCUUUGUGGCUCAGCACUGAUGUCUUUGGAGCGAGAUCCCAGCAGGCAGAGCUGCUCCCUGCCCUCUCACAGGUGAUGCGCUACCAGGUGCUGCUGGCCCUGAUGCUGUCCAGCCAGACCAAGGACCAGGUGACGAGCGCUGCCAUGCUGCGCCUGCGCCGGCGCGGCCUCACCGUGGACAGCGUGCUGCAGAUGGACGAGGAGAGCCUGGGGCAGAUCAUCUACCCCGUGGGCUUCUGGAGGAACAAGGUGAAGUACAUCAAGCAGACCACAGCCAUCCUGAAGCAGAAGUACGGGGGGGACAUCCCGAGCACUGUGGAGGAGCUGGUGCAGCUGCCAGGAGUUGGGCCCAAAAUGGCCCAUUUGGCCAUGCACAUCGCCUGGGACAGCGUGGCUGGGAUAGCUGUGGACACCCACGUGCACAGGAUCUCCAACAGGCUCAAGUGGGUGAAGAAGGAGACCAAGAACCCCGAGCAGACUCGGCUGGCACUGGAGGAGUGGCUGCCCAGGGACCUCUGGAAGGAGAUAAACUGGCUCCUGGUGGGCUUUGGGCAGCAGACCUGCCUGCCUGUGAACCCUCGCUGCAGCCAGUGCCUCAACCAAGACAUUUGCCCUGCUGCCAAGAGACUCUGAGGGAUCAUCCAGCCUUGGGAGAGCCACAAAGCUGCUUGGGCUGAGCCCUGCUACAGCUGGGCCUGGCACAGGGCUGGCGGUGUGACUGCAGGGGACAGCCACUGGCAGCGGCUCAGCUCUGCAGAGGAAAAAGGGGCUUUGAGAGGCAGCAAUCCUGCUGGGACAGAGCUGGAGGCUGCAGCCGGGGUGAAUGGCUGAGCAGGGCCCAGCUGUGCCACUCUGAGUCACUGCAGAGAAAAGCUUUGUCCUCGGGGACCUGCUGCUGCUUGUAAAUACUCGUUUAAUAAAGGUGGUGAGGGCUUUUUGCACCCACGA
Molecule: messenger RNA, 2247 nt
Organism: Motacilla alba alba
Lineage: Eukaryota; Metazoa; Chordata; Aves; Passeriformes; Motacillidae
Gene: NTHL1
Product: nth like DNA glycosylase 1
Exons: 5
Coding region: 988-1932 (314 amino acids)
Biological process (GO): nucleotide-excision repair; base-excision repair, AP site formation; base-excision repair
Cellular component (GO): nucleus
Molecular function (GO): oxidized pyrimidine nucleobase lesion DNA N-glycosylase activity; 4 iron, 4 sulfur cluster binding; DNA binding
Source: RefSeq, a predicted model, not a curated record